Messenger RNA from Fraxinus pennsylvanica, 2073 nucleotides. NCBI's taxonomy places the organism in Eukaryota, Viridiplantae, Streptophyta, Magnoliopsida, Lamiales, Oleaceae. The record is from the annotation of a GenBank genome assembly.
AUGGAUCCCGUGAUAGAUGAACAAUUAGAUUAUGGAGAUGGGGAAUCUGGUCCAAAAAUGCAAUAUCAUCAAGUUGGAGCUAUACCUGCGCUUGUGGAGGAGGAAAUGAUAGGCGAGGAUGAUGAAUAUGAUGAUCUCUACAAUGAUGUUAAUGUUGGAGAGGGUUUCCUGCAGUUGCAGCAGUCUGAGGCAAAAAUGCCUGCUCUUGGUGUUGGCAAUGGUGAAUCCCAAGCUCCAAAAGCUAAUGUUUCUGAUGCUAGAAAAGAAGCAAGAGUCUUAAAAGAGGUGAGCAUUCCUGGGGCUGGAAAUGCUAAUGAACAGAAUUAUACUUCCGCUGGGAUCCAGUGUCCUGAGCAGAAGAGUGGCUUGACAGCUGAUAGGGGACCUGAUCAGAUUAUUGAUGCCUCACAAAGGGGAAUGACAUCUGAGAUGACUCAUAAAUCUCAAGCAGGACAUUUAGGAUUUCAAGGAUCAGUUCCUAUACCCCAGAAAAUUGCUGCAAAUUCAAUUAACAUGUCAGGGAAAGUAGCUGGCGAGCCUUCUCCUAUACCAAAUUCUACUGUGGGCAGCUCAAGAGUUGUUCCAGAGAUUUCAGCCAGUAGAAUGAAUCAAAGUGCAAAUGUGAAUGUGAAUCGCAUGGUUGAUAAUGAGAACCUGAUACGGCCAGCUGUAGAAAAUGGAAAUACGAUGCUCUUUGUGGGAGAGUUGCAUUGGUGGACAACAGAUGCCGAGCUUGAGACUGUGCUCUCCCAGUACGGGAUGGUCAAGGAAAUUAAGUUUUUUGAUGAGAGAGCUAGUGGUAAAUCCAAAGGCUAUUGUCAAGUUGAAUUUUAUGAUCCAGCUGCUGCCUCUGCAUGCAAAGAUGGAAUGAACGGUCAUCAUUUUAAUGGGCGUGCUUGUGUGGUGACAUUUGCCACUCCACAGACCAUAAAACAGAUGGGUGCCUCUUACAUGAACAAGACCCAGGCCCAGGCUCCAUCUCAGCCACAGGGAAGGAGACCCAUGAAUGAUGGAGCAGGACGGGGUAAUGGAGCAAAUUAUCCCAGUGGAGAUGCAGGGAGGAAUUUUGGACGAGGUGGGUGGGGACGAGGAGGGCAGCAAAUACCUAAUAGAGGUCCUUCAACUGGACCUGUGAGAGGAAGAGGUUCUAUGGGGACAAAGAAUAUGAUUGGGAAUGCACCUGGUUCGGGUGGUGGUGCCGGUGGAGGAGCUUAUGGACAAGGCCUCACAAGCAGCCCUGCUUUUGGUGGACAUCCUGGUAUGAUGCAUCCGCAUGGCAUGAUGGGUCCUGGAUUUGAUCCAGCAUUUAUGGGUCGAGGAGCUGGUUAUGGAGGCUUCUCAGGUCCUGCUUUCCCAGGGAUGCUUCCUCCAUUUCCAGCUGUUAACCCAAUGGGGCUACCAGGAGUGGCUCCUCAUGUCAACCCUGCCUUUUUCGGUCGAGGAAUGGUUUCAAAUGGGAUGGGUAUGAUGGGGACUGCAGGAAUGGAUGGACCUCAUUGGGGAAUGUGGAAUGACCCAAACAUGGGUGGAUGGGGAGGAGAAGAACAAGGCCGAGGGACCAGAGAAUCUAGUUAUGGUGGUGAAGAUAAUGCCUCUGAAUACGGAGAAGCAAGUCUCGAUAAAGGAGUAAGGUCUAGUGCUGCUCCCCGUGAAAAGGAACGGAACGCUGAGCGUGACUGGUCAAGUAACUCUGAGAAGAAGCCUCGUGAUGAGAGGGAGAACGACCGGGACAGGUAUGAUAGAGAGUACAAGUACAGAGAAGAGAAAGAUGGGUAUCGAGACUAUCACAAUAAAGAUCGUGACUUGGGUUAUGAGGAUGACUGGGAUAGAGGACAGUCUUCACGAUCACGUAGCAGAUCACGAGCAGUGCCAGAAGAGGAUCACAGCCUAUUUCCAGAUCGAGUUUAUCAUUGCAAAUCUCUGGCUUAUGAUGGCCCCAUAUGCUGUGUGCCUUCUGUCUUGGAAAGAGCGAAGACACAAACCGCUGUUAUUUUUAUUAAGAUCCCGGAGUUUGGUUACCUGGAGGAAGAAAAUUUAAUUGGUGAUUUCUUGGAUAUUUUCUUGAAAUGCUAG